Messenger RNA from Kogia breviceps (pygmy sperm whale), 1894 nucleotides. NCBI's taxonomy places the organism in Eukaryota, Metazoa, Chordata, Mammalia, Artiodactyla, Physeteridae. The record is from RefSeq and is a predicted model, not a curated record.
CGGGAUUUCGGGCGAGUCUGGAGCGCGCUGAUCAGAGCCGCUGGCCAAGACAUGCGAAGGCGGAUGCAGGGGUUGGCCGUGGUGACUUGGGACCUGAGCCCCCUUCCGGUCUGCGGAGAUGGGCCACAGGCUCGGUCGAGUAAGGAGUCAGUGACUUUUCACCUUCAGAUCUGCAGAAAGGGAGGGAUGGAGGAUGAACACGAGCCGCCGUUACAGCCUCGGACUCAGUUCCAGGGCAGGGUCCUGCUCCUGACCAUCUGUGCGGCUGGCAUUGGCGGGACUUUUCAAUUUGGCUACAACCUCUCAAUCAUCAAUGCCCCAACUUCGCACAUUCAGGAAUUCACCAAUGAGACAUGGCGGAUGCGAACCGGCCGGCCGCUGCCCGACCAUCUGGUCCCGCUCGUGUGGUCCCUCAUCGUGUCUCUGUACCCCGUGGGGGGCCUUCUGGGAGCACUGCUUGCUGGCCCCUUGGCCAUCACACUGGGAAGGAAGAAGUCCCUGCUGGUGAAUAACAUCUUCGUGGUGGCCGCAGCAGCCCUGUUUGGCUUCAGCCGCAGAGCUGGCUCCUUUGAGAUGAUCAUGCUGGGACGGCUGCUCGUGGGCGUCAGUGCAGGUGUGAGCAUGAACGUCCAGCCCAUGUACCUGGGGGAGAGCGCCCCCAAGGAGCUCCGAGGGUCUGUGGCCAUGACCUCAGCCAUCUUCACCGCCCUGGGGAUCGUGAUGGGUCAGGUGGUUGGACUCAGGGAGCUCCUGGGUGGCCCGCAGGCCUGGCCCCUGCUGCUGGCCAGCUGCCUGGUGCCUGGGGUGCUCCAGCUGGCCUCCCUGCCCCUGCUCCCCGAGAGCCCGCGCUACCUCCUCAUUGACUGUGGAGACUCCGAGGCCUGUCUGGCAGCGCUGCAGCGGCUGCGAGGCCCCGCGGACCUGGCCGGGGAGCUGGCCGAGUUGGAGCGGGAGCGCGCCGCCUGCCAGGGCCGGCGCGCGCGGCGCCCGUGGGAGCUGUUCCGGGACCGCGCGCUGCGGAGGCAGGUGGCGAGCCUGGUGGUGCUGGGCGGGGCCAUGGAGCUGUGCGGGAACGACGCGGUGAGCAGUCCGCGCCAGGCCGGGGUUGGGAGGAGAGGGGAGGGGGAAAGGGGUGGGGCGGGGUCCGGGAGAGAGCCGGUGCGCCUCGGCCUCUCGCCCUCCCCCUGGCAGGUGUACGCCUAUGCGUCGGCAGUGUUCAGCCAGGCGCGGAUUCCCCCGGAGAAGGUCCAGUACGCCUCCAUCGGGACCGGAGGCUGCGAGCUGCUGGCGGCGCUGCUCAGCUGUGUGGUGAUCGAGAGGGUGGGCCGACGGAUACUGCUGAUUGGGGGGUACGGCCUGAUGACCUGCUGGGGGAGCGUCUUCACAGCAGCCCUGUGCCUGCAGAGCUCCCUCCCCUGGAUGCCCUACCUGGCCAUGUCCUGCGUCUUUGCCUUCAUCCUCAGCUUUGGCAUUGGCCCUGCCGGAGUGACCGGGAUCCUGGCCACAGAGCUGUUUGACCAGAUGGCCCGGCCUGCUGCCUACAUGGUCUGCGGGGCGCUCAUGUGGACCACGCUCUUCCUAGUCGGGCUGGGGUUCCCCUUCAUCAUGGAGGGCUUGUCCCACUUGCUCUAUGUGCCUUUCCUCUGUGUCUGUGUCUGUGGGGCCGUCUACACUGGUUUCUUCCUCCCUGAGACCAGAGGCAAGAGCUUCAUGGACAUCUCAGAGGAAUUGCACAGACUCAACUUCCCCGGGGUGGAGCAAGGGCCCCGCGUGGACGGGCGAGAGGUCAUCUGGUCCACGGAACUCUAGCUCAGCAGGUUUGGCUGGGGCCCAGCCAGCCGCUGCUCUUCCCUCGGGCCCUCUCCAUUCACCAGUCCUGCAUCCCCUUGUUUAA